CUCGCCUUCCCCGCCAAUUCGCCCAAGUCUUAGAAUAAAGUUCGGGGCCGGCAGACUUCUUUCCUCAGCGCAGGAGCGAAGUGGCCCCGCGGAGGUUUUUCUUCUCGCCGCCGCCGCUCGUUCUUCGCCCCGCAACAUGGCCUCGGCCGAGCUGGCCCAGAAGCUGCAGCGUCGGCUGCUGCGGGACGGCAGCACUUCGGAGGCUCCUCCCGAGGACGGCGACGAGCCCGCGGGGUCCGAGGCGAGCCUGGCGGAGCCGGACGACGACGACGACCAGAACCCCGUGAACGCCUCCGCGGACCCGGAGCUGAGCGCCAAGCUGAGUCGCAGGCAGGACAUCAACGCGGGCGCGGCGCGGCCCCGCUUCGCCCAGAUCUUCAAUCCUUACACGGAGUUCAAGGAGUUCAGCCGCCGGCAGAUCAAGGACAUGGAGCGGCUCUUCCGACUGUAAGCACCGCCCCGUUCCCCCGGCCCUCCUUUCCUCCUUAGCCCGGGUCCCUGUACGGAGUGGAAGGCGCCUGCUUCGGAGUAGAACCGGGCGGCUGCACGUGCGCUUGGAGUUGCACGGAUGCGGCGCGGUUCUCAGCGCCUUUAGUUCAGAGGUGUAAAAAAAUAGAAAAUCCCGUUGAGCUCCUCGGAGUAAGCAGCUCCUCUGCUGAUGGAGAUCGGGAUUGCAUGCAAGCAAUGCAUUGGCAGGGGAAAAAACCCAACCUGCUUAGUUCACUAGGAUUUACUCUCUAGUAAAUGUGUGUGUAUGUAUGUGUGAUGGCAGCCUUAAUGUUGCGGCCUUUAACUAGCAAAACGUUCUGCAACCGAGCCUUCACUGGAAGAAUCCGGUUAAGUACUAUUUCACACGAAUGCUGGUUUGGUAGCCACGGGAAAAGUGCUUUGAAGCUCUUGUGAUCUAUCUGGGGGUAGGUGUGAGUGGUUGGCUAGUGAGAAGCAGCAAUUUUGUCCGGCCCCCCAAACCCCCCGUUCUUAGUGGUUGUAUGAAAUGAAAAGAGAACUAUGAUUUUCUGUAUGUUUACUCCGAAGUAAGACCCAUUCUGUUCAGCGGAGUUUACUCCCAGGUAACUGUGCAUAGGAUUGCAGCCUAAAACCAAGAACUGCUUCUGUAGAAUGGAUGUCAAGCUUGGUUUCUUAACUAGGAGUUCUUUAAUUGCAGCUCUUUUCUGGAGAAGCCUGUGUCUGGGUUUUAGCUUAUUUUGCGCAAAGUAGGUUGAGAAUAGCCUUGCAGAACUACAUCUACCCUGGUCAUUAUGGAAAGUUGAGCUUUUAAGUACCCCCCAGGUUAGUAGCAUUCAGGUGCCUGCACUUCUUUCCUUUGCUACUCUUUCUUCAGUACUGUAUAGUCUUAUGAAUGAGAAAAGGUAAAAAAAGGAUCUCUAUUCUUUUUAUUUUAUUUUUAAAGUUUACACUCACUAAGUUGUAAAACAGGUUGCCGUUUUCAACUUGCAGAACUGGGACCACUGUGUGUGAACUGCACCUCUUGUAUCAGUCAUCUCAAGGUUUGUUUUUCUUCUGUGGUCUAAGCUUUGGAGCAGUUUAUACUUGGUAGCAAUGCUCAAAAGCCACAGUGCAACAACAACAAAAGUUUGACCUUCCCCAUCUCUGCAAAGCCAACUGCAGUUAUAUUUAGCAUGUUCCUUUUAAGUCGUGAAAUAUGACUAUUUGUCACUUGUUCCAGUCUUGCUUAAGCACCCUUUGAAAAGGGACUUUUGGGGCUGCCUUUUCUUAGUAAGUCUAUGCUAGCAUAGCUUCCUUAAGUCAGUGUUGCAAUUACGUGUCCCACUGAACUUAGUGGGACUUACUUCCUAACAUGCGUAGGAUGUGGAAGUGUACUGGGUGACGUGUUCUGAAAGUUGUAGGUUGUAGUUUAAUAUUGUCUCCUAGAAAAACACUAUUCAGGCAGUGUAAUUGGCUAGUAGUUUAAACUGUCUGGGGUGGUAGUGGUGUUUUUGUUUAUUACUAUGCUAAGUAUGUUAGCACUACUUUUAUCUAGUUGAUAAAGGUUUGUUUUAUCCAUAAACCUGUAGUCCUGGAAGAAAAUGUGACCCCAAACAGCUAUUUAUGAUGGUGCUGAAAUAGCCAUUGUAAUGAGGCAGGACAGCGCAUUAUGAGGUGUAUAGCUAUAACAACUCCAUCAGCGUUUAGUGUUGCAACAAAGAUCCCUUGACUUUGACUAUGGUUUUUCCCUAAUUGGUAUUUGUUUUGUUUAAGGAGAGGCUGUUGGUGGAGCUAGGGACCAAGUACAAAGUUGAUCACAUCCUUGAGAUAGAAAUCUGAAGACAUAAAGCACAUCCCAAGCCAAGAGAGUGGAGAUUGUGUAACCAGUGAAACUGAAAAAGAGGCACACUUUCUGUUCCACUCCCCUUGAGACAAAGAACUGAAAUAGAUUGUCCCCAUCAGACGGUUGCAUAAAACCUCAGAAUUAAGGAGAAGCUGCUUGAUACUUCAUUAUUAUUUAAUAACAAAAAUUGUAGCCCACCCUUCAUAAUUUGCUGUAAUUGCUACUAACCCACCCACCUGAGCCUUACAGCACAGAGCAAUUGCAGGGGGUUGGACUAGAUGACCCUCGGGGUGCCUUCCAACUCUGCAAGUCCAUGAUUCUAUCCCAGCACUGAAAGUGCUUCUGAGACCACGCUGCUCUUAAAUAACAUCCAUGUGCCUCUUCUUGUGGUAGGUAGAAAGAAAUAACUGCACGUUUACCAGUACACUGAAGGGCAACUGCAUUGCUCUUAAUGCAAAGCCCAAGGGCAGAAUUAACAGAAAUCUUUAUUACUAGAAGCAAAAAGACAAGCACUGCCUGUGGGCUAGUUAUGAAAGACAGAGGCCAAUCCUGUGUAUUUUACUUCACUUUAAAACAGGUGUAGGGAACUUUUGGGCCACCAGGUGUAACUAAAUUACAACUCCCAUCAGCCCCAGCCAGCGUGGCUAAUGGCCAGGAAUGAUGGGAGCUGUAGUUCAGCAACCUCUGGCAGGCCAGUGGUUCCCCACACCUGCUUUAAACCACAGUAGCAGCUGUGCCUCCAGUCUAAGGAAAGCUGCUAGUGCCAUAAUGGGAGGGAUAUAAAUAAGCUCGGUGUUAACUAAGACCACUCAUCAGUCCAAGGCCUGGUUUUCCACUUCCGUUACAUGUCAACACUGUGAGCCUUAUUAGGAUUUUUAAGGACCUCUGUAACAGUAAUACUUGUACAGAAGAAGAGAGACGUCACCUCCCCAUAAGAACAUUGCAGAGACAAUGAAAAUAGUAUCUAGCUUUCCUAUGCAAUAUUGAAUGCAUAUGAACCCCAUGGGCUAUAGACCUUGCAGGCUAUGCCCCCUUGAUUUUGGCCUCCACCUUCCAGGUAACAACUUGCUGGUAACAACUGUCUUCCCAUUCUGCCAACAUGACUUUCUUGCCUAGAGGUGAGUUCCAGUCCAGCUCCCAUGUAGAGUCAGGACAUCUCCAACCCUCAGUUCUAAGGCACUAUAUUACAAGUGGGCUAUGCGUUUCUUCCAGUAUGCAUAAACAUGUCUUGCUGCAAUUUGAGGCUGUCAAAAGGCCACUAUGCCAGCUCCAGGGGGAUGACAGAACAACAGGUGAGCGAGCAAGCAAGCAGUGUGGAUGGCCCAGGUGAGCUGUAAAACAGAGAUGGGGAAGGCCAAACUGCUCUCUGAAGUGCCUCCCACUCUCUGUUAAACAUGGCUGCAUUGAAGUUUGGCAAACCACUCUCUGAAGCACCCCCAACCGCCUUUAAAAGUGGGGGGGCUUGGUCAGAUGUAAAGAGGGGAGGGGUUGGCCAGGUGUGGAGAAUGGGGGCCCGGCAAAGCAGAGGCAGCAGCCCCUAGUAAAAACAUAGGAACAUAUAAUGUGUUUCGUGUCAACAGAUCCUUGGAGCUUUUGCUCUGUAGAACUAGAGCUGAAGGUGUCUAUCACAUUUGUUUGUUGAUGUGUCUGCUCUAGUUGUGUAUAACAUUGGGAAUGGCAUCUUCAUUUGUAGGUUCAAAGGGUAUGUGUGGUGAAGGUGAGGGAGGCUUAAACCUUUCCCCUUCCUCCAGCUUACCUCCUUAUUAUAUGCCUUUUCCCCAGCCUGGCUCUGAUGCCAGAGCUGAGAGAGAGAGAAGCAAUGGAAGCAACUGAGAAUGGGGAGGAAGGCAGGUGAGGGGCGUGUUUUUGAUAUAAAUAUGAAGAAACUUCUCCCCCACUUCAUAUGUCAACAGGACAAACACAGCAACUACAAGCGUGGCUUCCCACCUUGGGUCUGUCAGAAAGCUCAGGAGCUGGUUGAGUUGGGUUUUGGAGACCUCAAGGACUAUAGCAUGUGGGAAGGAGGCUUCUUUGACGCACACAGGGGAGAUCUGCCAGUGCAGACAACUGCUGAUGCAACUUUCUUUGUUCAGCCCUAAUUAGGUAUAGAUAAGCUUUGUUCACAGUCGCCUUUACCUUCGAAUAAAACCAUUUUUCAAAUUGUAGAAGGCACAGCGGCUAAUUAAACAAAAUCAUCUUGGGGUGGGGAAACGGCGGAUAAUUCCAGGAGGGAAAAGAAUAGUUAUGAGUGUCUUCCAGAUCAAAUAACACCUAGGAAAACAAAGCAAUUAUUAUUCAGCGUGGGGAUUCUACGGAAAAGGGUUUUCCUCAGUUUUGCCAGAAAACCUGACAAAUGCACACAGCAGAAUUUUAGCUUUAGAAAACUUGGCUGGCUUCAGAGUCCAACAUCCAUUUGUUUUUUGUUUAAUGACAUCUAUGUUAUCUUGUUUUUAUAUUCUGCUGGAAGCUGCCCAGAGUAGCUGGGAAAGCCUAGCCAGAUGGGCAGGGUAUAAAUAAUAAAAUUAUUAUUAUUAUUAUACCAACUUGUAUUUAAACACUUAAUAACAGUUUUACAGAACCUCCAUGGUGGUCUACUGAAGCCAGUGACCAACUCUUUAUGCUUUAGUGUAGGAAAAGCGAUUGACAGCAGAAGUAACAAACAAAAUAGUUUAGUCUCAGGUGGUCGUAUCUGGAAAUGCUGUUCCCCACUCCCCAGACUUGUCUUCAACAAUCAGUGAAUAAAUGUGGGAUACUUUGCCCUGAACAUCUUGGUUAAUAGCAUUCAAUGUUCUCAUUCAUUCUUUUUGACCUUUUUUGAACCCAGCUCUAGUGCUGGCUGUUUGCCACAAACUAAAUAAGCUCCAAAGGCCAAUUGUGUGCUGUGAAGAAUAUUUCCUUUUGCUCCCUGCACGUCAACAUAAUAAAGCACAUUCUAGUUCUAACAUUGCUAGUCAUCCAGAAGAGCGAUUUCAGAUCAUAAGAACAUAAAGAAGAACUUCGCUAGAUUAGACGAAAACUCCAUUUAAUCCAGCUUUCUGUUCUCUCACAGUGGCCAGCCAGAUACCUAUGGGAAGUCCAUAGCCUUCUGCUACUCAGGAUUCUUAGCAACGGAUAGUCAGAAAUUAGCUGGGCAGCAGUCACAUUUUGUGACUGGCAACUGGCCUUUUGCGACUGGAUGGAGAUGUCCAGGUACCACCUUUGGUGCCUAGCAUCUUCACCUGCCUGGCCAGGUGAUUGAGGGGGCCUGCAGGGUAGCACAGCAGCAAAAGACACAUCUGGCUUGUCCAUGAAUUUGUUUAAACCCCCUUUAAAGCUGUCCAGGCUGGUGGCUAUCAUGAUGGCAAGUUGGCUUACAUUUGAUGCUAAACCACAGACAUUGUUGACCAUGGUUGAUAAGCCAUAAUUAAAGUUCAGGUGUCUGACAGACAACCACUUCAGCUAUGGUUUGCUACACCACAGAAUAGUUAAAAGCUCAAGAAAAAGCAUCCAAGUUUCAGGGUGGGCUGUUGUUGUUAUUGUUGUUGUUUUCCUCAUUAUAGGCUACUCUGCAGCUUUUAGAGGGUGACGGCUGCUUAACCAUAGCUGAGGACGAAGUCUUUUUUCACGUAUUAUACUAAACGAUGGUUACUAUUAAUGUUGGGUGGGGCCAGAACCAAGUGUCAGUUGUGCACCCUGCUUUCUCUAUCUCUACAGUUAUCCCCCCCCCCACCUGCCAUCCAUUUGGAAUUAGGCCAGGGGGUGCCAUCUCCCUACCUCUGCAAAGGAAGGAUGACAUCUUGAAGCAUUGACAACUUAAUAUUCAUUGCUAAAAAAACAACACAUUCAUCUGUAAAGAAUGGCUACGAUACUUUUCUGAAUCUGUUUCUUGUUUUUGUUUAAAGUAAUAAUGAUCUGAAAAAGUAACAAGUGAUGGAUAUGCAGGAGUGAAUCAAUGUUGAAUCUUAAUACUACUAGGAAAAUAACGCAAUGGCUUUGUAAUUAUUCUUCUCCAGGUGCUUGCAUGGGGAAGAUAUAUGUUACAUUUUGCGUGUUUUCUCGACAGAAGCAUCAGCAUGCAAAACAACUUCCAAAUAUCAGAAUCUGGGAACCUGAACCUCCAGAAUCCCAGAGAAGUUCAAAUCUAUUGGCUUGUAUAUGUGGGCAUCACUAAUCUAUAAUUGUUAGUGGAAGUCAUUCAGCCUGAAUGAUCUGAUUUCUUUCAAGCUUCUCGCCAAAGAAAAUUACUCUCUUCUGAUGAUUUAAAAUGUUCAUCCUCUUUGACUGGCAAGAAAUUAAAGGAGUAAGGAGAAAUCACUGCCCCUAUCAGAGCAAUGCGGGUGUAUCCUGUCCAAGACCAUAUUUAAAAAAAACAGCCACCCUGCCUUUCUGGCUCUGGCAUGAUGUGUAAAUAUUGCAGCAAAACUUGACUGAUCUGUGUUGUGUUUACACAAUUUUACUGCACUCAGUAAGCAGACCUGUUCCCUGCUGUCUAGCAUGUACAAAUAUACCCUCUUGGGGUGGGGGUGGUGACGUGUAGACUGUGAAAUGGGAGUCGUCGUGUCUCCCCCCCCCCCCAAUUUUGUUAGUGCAUAUACUUGAAGGGAUACCUAGUCUUUUGAUUUUAUCUUUGGCUGUGAUCCAGCUGUGCUGUGGCUUGCUUCCCUGUCUGCCAGACCACUGCCUUUGUGCCUUUUCAGCCAGCUGCUCUGGGUAGUAUAAAGUUCUUUACUGCUGUGUUAAUCUGGCAAGAAAGAUUGCGGGGGGGGGGGGAGUCCCCAACCGAAAAGGGAAGUGCCUCUUUUUAAAACCUCAUCCAUCAUUCUUCUCUGCCAGAGAUACCAAUGGACUGCCAUGUGCAAUAGUCAGAAGGGAUAGGUUUGUACAGUGAUGGUUCCGCUGCAGAGAUAUUUUAAUUAUGAGAGCCUCUGAAAAUAAUCUCUGUACACUGUUGGUGUGAUUUGCACAUUCCUUCAGUCAAAUUAUUGCAGGAUAGUGUGUGGGGGAGAGAGAGAGGGAACACACUGUAUGAAAGAGUGGAGCAGGGCUUGCUGUUGCUGUUGCUGCUACCACCACUACUACUAACUUUUCUGUUUUGAUUAAACACUCCUCUUUAAUUAUAUAGGGAAUGUGCCAGAUCUGCACACCCAAAGCCUGACUCUUUUCAGCACUAGUACAUGCCAGGAAGGGAGCAGUGGUAUGACAUUGCAAUCAGUCAUCCUCCUGUGUCAGCCUGUUGGAGAAAGGGAAGUUGUAGUUGAUCCUCCAAGCACUUCCAGAUGUUUUGCAAGCACUGAAAAAUAGUCAAAAGUCCUCGCUGUGAAAGGAGUUACAGUCUAGAUGCUAGAAUUCAUGGGCAAUUUUUGCUAGUUUAGAAUGCCGGCUCGGCUGGGAUUGGGAAUGGUAUCUUAAUCUACUUUUUCCACUGCAGACAGCGUUUCUUUAGAUCCACAGCAGGGCAACAACUUCAUUAGGACCAACCAAAACAUCGUAAAAUAGUGAGAAAACUUUCAAGCUCUCCAGAACUCCACCUCAGGCUUGAACAGCCUUCCUUAUCCUGCUGCCCUCUAGAUAGGUUGUACUUGGAAAAACAACUGGAGGGCACUAGGUUGGCAAGACAAAGCUAGAUAUUCUUCAAAAUACCUACCUUGAUGAAGCUUUCUGGAGAGCCUGAAAACUUGCUCACUUUUUUUGAUGUUUUGGUUGGUCCUAAUGAAGAUACUGCCUGACUAUUUAUACACCCACAUCCACCUGAAACAAACACAAAUGUAUGUAUAUAAAUGGACCAGCCCAGGUAUCCAAAUCCUUUGUAAUUUUUUAAGUGUUACUCUUUCUUUCUUGUUAUUCUAAUUAGACACCCUUAAUUUGGAAUACAUCUGAUAGUUGGUUUUGCCAUCCCCUAGGUAUGCCUCCGGUUGUUAAUGGACUCUCUAGUGUAAAAUUUGUAUACUUCUGGUGAAUACUAUAUUGCUGCUCUUGAAGCUUGACAUAGUUUAAGUUCAUGUAUUAUUUACAGGUAUCUGUUCCGUGUAUUAAGGGUGAUUAUUUAAAUGAGAUUUGCUAAGCUCUUGAGUCUUCAAUUUAGAGCAGUUCCCCUUCCGUUCCUGUGUUGUUUUCCCAUGUUGCAUUCUAGAUUAAAAACUCUUUGGACUUGGGCUCUUGUAUUCUGUAAAGCACAUUCCAUGCUGAUGGAACUGCAAUAAAAUCAUAAUAAGAAUUGGUCCUUAAUGAAUAGUUAAUACAGUAAAUAAGAUAAUUUAUAAAAUAAAAAUGCCACUGAUUUUUUUUUCAUGUUUGGAAACAAAAAAUGUCUAGCCUCGAAAACAGAGAGUAGAGAAAGGUAUUUCUAAAUUUUCUAGAUUGACAACAUUGAGCGCAUGAAAUGAAAUCCGAGUUGCUGAUGUUGGAACAUUACAAGAGAGCACACUUUAGCCAACCUUAAUUGUUGGUUAAAAUUAGUAGCUGUUGCUUAGACCAGCAGCCUUCUCAUUUCUUAUAUCAACAGUAAGAACCAACAGGAAUUUCUAAACCAUAUGUCUAUUUCUAGAACAAAUGUCUGCUGAUAUGUAGGAGGCAUAUGCUGGGGAAUUCUUUUGGAGGGUGGGUAGGAGGAGUGAGGCUGGGAAGCCUGGUGUAUUUCACUUCGUUCUUGACAAGUGCUGUAGUAAUUUCUCCUUCUUUCCACAUUUUUGCACCACCUUUCUGAGAAGCUCAAGGCAGCAGACCUCCCCAACCCCCUCAUUUUACUGUCACAAGGCUGGGCUGGUUUGCCCAAGCUCACCCAGUAUGCAUACACAGUCAUAGAAUUGACAUGACCAAAAGGGCCAUGUGGUCCAACCCGCUGCAAUACAAGAAUAUUUUGCCCAACGUGGGGCUCAAAUCCACAAGUCUGAGAUUAAGAGUCUCAUGCUUUACCAACUGAGCUAUCCCUGAUCAAGUGGGAUACGAUCUCCCACCUCUAUGGUCUAUGCUUUGAGGUUCUAUUACAAUCAAACGUUGUACAAAUGUGAAAUGAAAUUAAUGAAUAUGCCUGAUUCUAUAUUCACUAUUUCAUGCAGGCUGUAUUUGGCUUUUAUCACAUAAAGCUCACUUAAAAAAAAAAAGCUGUUAAGAACUGCAUCCACGUAGCAUCUACUUUGCCUGGCAAUCUGUUUUUGCAUACUGGCUUGAAUUGCGAAGCAGUUGGCUGCACACUAACUGUGUAGAGCAGUUACUAGUAAAGGUAAAGGGACCCCUGACCAUUAGGUCCAGUCGUGGCUGACUCUGGGGUUGCAGCGCUCAUCUCGCUUUAUUGGCCGAGGGCGCCGGCGUACAGCUUCCGGGUCAUGUGGCCAGCAUGACUAAGCCACUUCUGACGAACCAGAGCAGCACACGGAAACGCCGUUUACCUUCCCGCAGGAGCGGUACCUAUUUAUCUACUUGCACUUUGACGUGCUUUUGAACUGCUAGGUUGGCAGGAGCAGGGACCGAGCAACAGGAGCUCACCCCGUUGCUGGGAUUCGAACCGCCGACCUUCUGAUCGGCAAGCCCUAGGCUCUGUGGUUUAACCCACAGUGCCACCCGCGUCCCAGAGCAGUUACUACCCAGGUACAAUCUCAAGUGGUCUCUGCUUCGCAGCUCUCUUAUGUGGAGCAGGUUACUCUUUGAGAUUCUGGUGUUUCCAGUCUGUGUUGUAAUUAGCUGGCUGUUUCAGGAUGAGAAGUCUUCCAAAACUAUUAUGGUCCUGUUCCUCACAGUUUUGGAGAAGCUCUUCAGAGUAUUGCAGCUCACCUUCAAACCGUUUUCUGCUCAGGGCAAGCUGCUAGUUACAGUAAGUUCUGAAGAUUGAGCUUGUGAGUCUGCCUUCAGGUCUUGCAUUGCUGAUACCUGCAACAACGCUUCAUUAGCUCAGUUUCGUUUAUGAGGUGGUCAGUGUGGCAAGAGGCAGGAAUACCUCUAAUUGCUCCUGUCAUGCUAGGGUUAGGCCAUUCGACUCUCAAAGUAAUAUGUGGUAAGUACUGCAGUCAAAUACUCCGAAGCCAAUAAUAUCCUUGUAUAGGUGGCAGCCUAUAUUUUUCACUGUCAUUUUAGGACUGUGCAGACGUUCCCUCUGGUUCUCUGAACUCCUAGAGUGGGAUCAUGUUCCAGACUUCAGUGUAGCUUGAAAUGGGCUGUUGCACACACAACUUAAGUGCAUUUGCGUCUUCACAUGCUAAGGAACUCUGGUGCCAUUGGGGAUCCUGAUCAAAUGGAAGCGGAUCCUAUGUGUGUACAGUUCUAUAUACAUACAGCCCCUUUCACACUUCUGCUGAGUCCACAUGGAGGACCGAGACAACAGGUGCAUCAAUGGAGGCAGAGACAGCAAAUGUUCCAUUUCUUCCUCCACCUGUUCAGUGCCUGCGUAGUCCUAGUGCCAUCUGAUAGCAGUUGCAAAUACAUGGACAUCCAUCCAUCCCCAUAGUCUCAACUUUUUUGUCCUUUGCAUUACAAUCAUAAUCACAUUUUUUUUUAAAAAAAAAAUGACUUGUCUUUUAUAGUUGCUGUGUUAAUGUCAUUUUUUUUUAAAAAAAAAGUACAACUGUUUGGGCUAUCACUGAAAAUCCAAGAUAAUAGCAACUUCCUUUGAGUAUUGCUUUAUCUCUUUAUAAGGGAGGGAAGAAAACACUUGAUGAAACUAAGUCCUUUGAUACUGUAUCACAGCUGUUUACAACUAGAUUCUUCUUUUUUUUUGAGGGGGGAUAAAAAUAAAAUUAUUUCUUUGCCCUGUUCCCCUUAUCUUGAUUUCCUUGUGUCUUGGGAUUUGGUUGCUUAAAUGAAGGGGAAUUCGUUAGUUUUAGGGCUUCACAAAAUUUGGUUAUGUGUCCUUUUUUGUUACAUCUGAAACAAGCAACUCUCUUGGAUGGAGCCUUGGCCUCCAUCUUUAGAGUGGGACAUACAGUUUGAGCCGUUGUGUUCAUCAGUCCCCGUUGGAGGGCUUCUCACACACUCCUUACAAACAUAUUCAAAAAGGACAUGUGGCUUCUAACUGCGUUUUCUCUAUCACUGGGAGCUUGUUGAACUGGGUCAAGCCCUCUUUUUUCACAUAAUGUUAACACAUUGAUUGCUAUCUCUGCAACAAUGUUGUAGCUUGGUCUGCAUGAAUCUUUUGGUGUGGCGCCUUACAUUAUUAGCACUGAAGAAAUUACAUUUUGCUUUUCAAAUUUCAUUUCAUCCAUCAAAUUAUACAGAUAAGCAUCAUGCAUUCCUUACAAUGUUAUACUGAUGCCAGCAGUUUUUGCUCCCCUAAUUCUGGCUCUUUUUUUCCUACGAGAAGAAAUUUAGGCUGCAAUCCUGUGCCCACUUAAUCUGGGAGUAAGUCCCAUUUAACUCAGAAUGUGCUUUUAAGGAGAGAUAUUUAGGAUUGCACUGUCAGUCACAUCCCUCAAGAGAGGCUGGCUUUGGAAAUGCUGGCACUUAGAAUCCUAAAUAUUUCUUAACAACUACCGUAAUUUCACGUAAAUUGAGAUUAGAAUUGGCUUGAUGCUUUGUGGGCAAAGAUGGCAUUAGCAAAGGAAAGGUGCUCAGGGCAGUAUGACUUACUAGAGGCCUUGUACCCAAUGUUGUUCAGGAAUUCUAAGAAAAGUCCAUUUUCGAAAAGUCCAGUCUGCCAUCUUGAUUCAAAAUGAUGUUCAGUUGUAUCCAAACUUAUGUGGAAACUCUGCUCCUUGAUCUUGGGAACCAUCUUGCAAAUUUUGGUUAUGAUAUCUUAAGAGGUGUUCAAUACAUAGGAGACAGACAAAACAACUUUCCAAAACAUGUAGAUUUCAUCCAUGGUACUGAUUGAAACAUAGGAGGCUUAACUGAAGCUCUAGGGGAAGCUCUGCCCUCUUUAUAUGACUGAAAUUAUACAUGCAGCUUCCUGUAAAAGGGUGUUGCAAAUUAGUUUAUUAUAACUUCUACCCCCCUUGCCCUUCAAACAAUUUCACAGGCAGCUUACAAAAUAAAAAAAUAUAUAAAAAAAAUCAGAAGCUAUAAUUUAAACAAACAUACUAAAAGCAUAUUAUAAAAAAGAAGCAUAGUAUUGCCAGCAGAGAUUGAAUGCAUUGCAUUAGAUUAAAAGGCCUGGAAGAAUUUUAGUAAGAUGUUGCUCGAUGCUGAAAUGACAAUGUAGGUGGCAGGCAAGCCUUGCUGGGGAGAACCUUCUUUUAACAGGCAGCACCACAGAAAUGGUCCUUUCCCAUUAGCUAGCUGUUGCAUGUUGGGUGGGGUGGCAGGGAUACCCAGAUAAGGGCCUCAGAUAUCAAAGUCUUAGUAUCUAGGCAGGCAUAUUUGAAGAAGGGCAUGCUAGCCCCCAAACCAGCAUUUUGAAUUGAGGCCUGAAAUGGACAGUUGAUGCAGCACUGGUGUGGUAGGAUCAUCAUAAUGCCUGGUACCGUGUCACUCUGGAAUGGCCGAGCGUGGGGCCUUAAAACAACUUCUCCCUUUGUGGGGAAUGCUGCAGGCCAGCAAUGUGAUGCAACCUUCACUCCCUGCAGGAAUUUGUGCUGAGCUCUUUCUGCUCUGGAAAAACAAGUUUGUCUUUCUUGCUCCACACCCACAGAACGAGAUUCUCUCUCCCCCCCCACCCCCCCAUUUAAAUGUCUCAGUGCUGCCUCUCAGGACUCAGUGGAGGAGGAGGAGGAGGAGAAACAUUAUCUCCCUCUAAUUCCUUUUGUAUUGUGCUGAGCUGUUUCAUCUGCUUCCUAGGUCCUGCUGAAUUGAGAACAGAUUGAGUAUUCCAUAGCCACUCUGCUUUUUGAGGCGGCACAACUUUGGGAAGCUGUGCUUUGAAGGCUGUCUCUGGCACGGCGCACUAAACUCCUAUUGUACGGCCGGGAUAGUGCAUUGCUUUGCCAUUGCUGGCAAGACCCAGUUUCUCACAAUCCCUGCUUUGUACUGCCUGUGUGCUGGAAUGACAGAUACGUGAGACUUGCUCCGGUGGCUGUGAAUCCUGAGUACACUCGGUUAACCCCUGUGGAGCUAUUGCUCCUCCUGCAAAGUUGCCUUCCUCCUUGUGCAGCAGCGUCCGAGCCCCUCUUUUUCAAAAGGGGCAGCUCUCAGAACAUUGCUUUGAGCUAGAGGAAUGGCUGUAGCUCAGUGGCAGAGUAUUUACUCUGUUUGCAUGCAGAAGGUCCAAGGUUCAGUCCCCAGGCAUCUCUGGGUAGUGCUGGGAGAGACUCCCAUCUGAAAUCCUGGAAAGUGACAACCAGUCGGUGUAGAGCAGGUAUGGGGAGCCCUUGGCCCUCCAGAUGUUUUUGGACCACAACUCACAUCAUCCCUAGCUAACAGGACCAAUGGUCAGGGAUGAUGGGAAUUGUAGUCCCAAAACAGCUAGAGGGCCACCACUGCUAGGCUAUCCUUUUGCUGGGGCUGAUGGGAGUUCUAGUUCAGCAACAUCUGGAGGGCCAAAGGUUCCUCACUUCUGGCAUAGAGACAAUAAUGAGCCAGAUGGACCCAGUGUUCUGGUUUCAUAUAAGGCAGCUUCCAAGGUUCCAGAAUACCUUUAGUAAGCCUAUGUUUGUGGAAAUACCUUUUUAUCCUGGGCUGUGACUCCCCGUGAUGUAUUUCUUUUUAGUACGCUAUCUGUUCUCUCUUGACGUCGGAGCGUAGCAGUGCCCACCAUCUUUGCUGGAAUUGUGGCUGUAAUUUGUUUUAACUGAUUUCAAUACUGUAUUUUUAAAUCAUUGUAAACCUCCCUGAGACCUCAUGGCAAAGUGCAGGUAAGAAACAAACAAAGUAGGUGGAAGUGCUUGAGUCCUCCUUAGAUUAUAAUAAUCCACUUGACUGCUAUAGCCUUGCCUUGAACAUGGGCAGUAGAACGUUCUUCCUUGGAAGGUGGUGGACUUUCUUUCCUUGGAGGUUUUUAAGCAGAUGUUGGAUGGCCACCUGUCAUGUAUGAUCUAGCUGAGAUUCCUGCAUUGUAGGGGAUUGGACUAGAUGGCCCUUGGAGACCCUUCCAACUCUAUGAUUCUGUGAGCACUGCCUUGCUUCAAUUCCCCUAUCCCCAUAGGUGGAGUGUCAUGCUAAGGAAAAGGGACUUAAAGUUUUCUUUCUGCUCCAAGUACCUAUCACUGUUUGUUGGGUUUCUGGUUAUAAUGACCUCGGUUUACAGCAGCCUUGUAAAUAAGCUGUCAGAAUUUAUCAACCUGUUUUUACUAGUCCGCUGAUGACUGGCAGAGGAGAGCCCAUAAGUUCUGUCCCUUCUGAAGGAGCCCAGGGCAGAGGAGGAGUCGGAGUCCUGUAGCAGCCCCUUUGGUUUCUAUACUGGGCAGGGGGGAGUGUCUGUUCCCAGCCCCUACACACUCUCUCUCUCUCUCUCUCUCUCUCUCUCACACACACACACACACACACACACACACUUUGGCCCUCUUAAUUGCUCCUUGCUCCCUUUUUUAUUCCUUCUAUAUUAGUCUUUCCUAUCUGCAAAACUGGGUUUCUGCCCUUGUGGAUUCAUUUCUUUUUCUUUUUUUAAAAAAGGCAGCAACCGGAUAUUGGCGAGAGUGGCAAAGAGUUAGGAGGAUAACACAGAACAGAGAAGCUUCAGUAAUUAUUCAGCUCCCCAUCCCCCCCAUCCCCCAUGAUAAGGAACCAUCCAUAUAUAUAUUUAUAUAUAUGAACUGCUCCUUUGUUGUCCUUGGAACUGUGCUAUCCAAUUUUAGAUUCCAGUCCUAUUUUCACUGCCAUUGAGUUCAGCUGUUUGUGUGUGUGUGUGUGUGUGUGUGUGUGUGUGUGUGUUUGAACAUGCUAUUGAGCACAUGUUUUGCAAUCAGAAGCCAGACACUUGCCGUUAAAAGGCGCUUCAUAUCUUUGGAAUAAUGUAAUAGGCUGAUAAAAGGAAAAUGCAUUUCAACAUCAAUGUUGUUAAUAUUUUAGUUGAAGGGAUCUCAGCCACUCCUUUCAGAAAUGAGUGCCCACUUCUUAGGUAUCUUUUCAAAAGAAUAGGUUCUAAAGCCAAGACAUAUUUACUAUGUGGAUAUCUGACUUACUUUUGUCUCAAGUCGUCUGUGGUCCAUGAUUGCACACUUGACUGCCUACAUAGAAGUUACACUAGAAAUUAGUAAACAUCAAGUAUGAGCACAUUUGGAUAGUACUGAAUAGGUGUCUCAUCCAUUUGAAACAUCGUUCCACAACUUGCCCCUUCCAGAUGUUUUGGACUACAUCUCUGAUCUCUGGUGUUUUAAUCUAAAACAUCUGGGGGUGCGAAGCAGGUUGGGGAAAGACGGUACAGUCAAACCUUGGUUGUCGAACGUAAUCCGUUUCGGAAGCCUGUUCGGCUUCUGAAACGUUCAACAACCGAGGCGCAGCUUCCAAUUGAUUGCAGGAGCUUCCUGCACUCAAGCGGAAGCCACGUCGGACAUUCAUCUUCCAAAAAACGUUCAAACCGGAGCAUUUACUUCCUGGUUUUUGAUGUCCGGGAGCUGAAGCAUUCCAAAACAGAGCCGUUUGAGAACCAAGGUUUGACUGUAUUUUUAAAUGGGCAGUGGUAUAAAUUUCUGUGCCAGAUAAUUUUCUGGACAUCCUAAACCUACAUUUCUCUGUAGAAUGCUCUGUUGUGACAGACUUGAGAGCUCUGGAAGUAGCUUAUUUCAAGUCUGGCCCUGCCAUGUGGCAGUGCGAAGUGAUCACCUUCCGGCUGCACCAUGGAGUGGGUAAACAGAUGAAGGCAGGAAUUUGUGCCUGAAUGGUGCCAGUGAGACUUUUAAAAGCAUUCUUGGGGAUCUGUACCAGGCACCAAAAUGUCUUGAGACAGCACUGACUAGCUGGAACUACAUUAUGUACAAGGGAGCAUUGAGCACUCCUUAAACUGAAGGCCUUUGAGCCUACAAAGCUAUGUCUCUCUGACAUCUCUCAUGUCUCUCAUUUUCCCCUUCCUUUUUAAGGUAUGACUCUGGAAAGGAUGGUUACAUUGACCUUAUGGAACUGAAGCUGAUGAUGGAGAAGCUUGGGGCACCUCAGACUCAUCUGGGCCUGAAGAACAUGAUCAAGGAAGUGGAUGAAGACUUUGAUGGCAAACUCAGCUUCCGUGAGGUAAAUGUCAGCAGAAAAUAAAAUGUAAUGCAAAACCAAAUGGGGAAUAAAAAUGUGGAACUUCUGCUAUCACAACGAAUGUGUCCCUUCACCAACUCACUUCCUCCUUCAAGCCUAUGCUGUUUGGAGCAGCUGUGCUUUAACCUCCGUGGAAAACUCCAGCUUGUUGAACACCAGAUAGCAAUUUCCCAGGCUCGGGUGUUGUGGCAUGAUGCUAGAUAUGGAGACAUCCUCUGCAUCCUGUAAGGCACAAGCUAUGUGGAUUGAAAGUCUGAGGCUUGAAGGCCAGAAGAACUUUUAACCUAGACUUUCCAUGUUGCAGGUAGAAGAGUUAAGAAAUAAUCAUCUCAUUUUUCUUAUAUGAAAACUUCUGCCUUUAUUUUUCCUCAUCAAGAGAAAGCUGAACUAAUUCUGAACAAUUUUAUUUUCUUGUGACACUACACUCAGCUGUUCAUGUCACGGUUUGCAAACGUCACCUGCUUGUAGCAACUUCAGGGGUUCAGGGCCACAUUGUAAUAAAUUAUUCCCCUCGUAGCAGUAGGUAUAGAAGGGGGCAUUCUCAAGUGUGCACUAAGACACUACCACAUGGGUAUUGUCUAGCUCCACUUGCUUGAAGAGGCAGAACAGCCAGAAAAUGUAAUUCAGGCAUCCCCAAACUUGCCCUCCAGCUGUUUGGGGACUACAGUUCCCAUCAUCCCUGACUACUAGUCCUGUUAGCUAAGGAUGAUGGGAGUUGUAGUCCCAAAACAGCUGGAGGGCCAAGGUUGGGGUUGCCUGAUGUAAUCCUUUCUGAGUGUGAGUGCCUCCAACUUUGGUCCAUCCAAUGACAAUGGGUAGACCACUGCCAUUUUUUUAAUACUGUGAGUAGAUCACAGUCUAUUGGGAGUUGGACAUCCCUGCUGUAGGGAGUAGAGUUCCAAUGGUACCAUCUUUGGACAUGUCAUUCACUUAAUCAGCAAGGACAUUGUUUCUCAUUAGUGUAUGAUUUGGCAGGAUAGGUUUUCAAAAUGUUUCAUUGGAGUACCUUUUUCUCUUGGAAAGGGAUAACCUAGCCACUGUUAGCCAUGCUUUAGUAACUUUCAGGCUGUAAUAUAUGUGGGUACACCAUUGAAAAGGGUUCAGAAACUUCAUCUGGUGUAGAAUAUGGCACCCAAGCUGGUACAUAGUACCCAAGAAAGGUUCAUUGGCUUCCAUUUUGUUUCUGAGCACAACUCUCUAGGUUCCCUUACCUUCAUAGGUUAGGUAGACGGCUACUGGAGAGAAGGCCUGUUCUAUGGUUGCAUGUCAAUUGUGAAGCUGUCUUCCAAGAAAGAUCCGCUUGGUGCCUUUGUUACUUUUCGGGUGCAAGGCAAAGUCUGUCUACUUUUGCUUUUGGUGGAUAAAUUGGUUGUAUGUGGGUGUGGGUGUGUGUGUGUGUGUGAGAGAGAGAGAGAGAGAGAGAGAGGGAAUACUGUUGACUAUAAUUCCUGCUUAUUAUUGUUGUUUAUAUAUGAUGUCAUUCUGUAAUGACAUUUUAAUCUUGACUACUGCUCUAAUGGGACGCGGGUGGUGAUGUGGUCUAAACCACUGAGCCUCUUGGGCUUGCUGAUCAGAAGGUCGGCGGUUAAAAUCCCUGUGACGGGGUGAGCUCCUGUUGCUUGGUCCCAGCUCCUGCCAACCUAGCAGUUCGAAAGCACGUCAAAGUUCAAGUAGAUAAAUAGGUACCGCACCGGCGGAAAGGUAAAUGGCGUUUCCAUGUGCUGCUCUGGUUUGCCAGAAGCGGUUUAGACAUGCUGGCCCCAUGACCCGGAAGCUGUCUGCGGACAAAUGCCAGCUCCCUCGGCUUAUAGAGCAAGAUGAGCACGCAACUCCAGAGUUGUCCAGACUGGACCUAACAGUCAGGGGUACCUUUACCUUUUUACUGUUCUAAUGUUUUUAUUAUGCUUAUAUUUUAUUUUAUGUUAUAUUGUUUGCCAAGUAUGGCCCAAAAGGCACCAUUUAGAGAAGUGCUACCUGAUGGCCCAGUUGCUCCUCUAGCAGGUGUGGCAGUGGUGACAGAUUUUUCAAGCAGGUCACUUGGGCUGUGGGGCAUUGGCCCUUCCCCCCCCCACAUGCCUCAAAAUAUGCCCAAAGCGUCCAGCAAACCACCCCCUGAUUAGGUCAUUAUGCUAAAUUAAUUCUCUCUUAAUGGAACCCAGACACCUGCUUUGCUGCUGCUGCUCUAAUUUAAUGUGUGAGGAUUCAUUCUUUGUCCUUGAAGUAUUAUCUUGACUUACUGAAGGACAAGUAGGGCAGAACAGCUUUCUCCAACUCUGCCUCUCCUGUUACCUACCUGUGACAAUGAGUAAAUGAUCGGAAAUAAGUUGAGAAAGGUGUCAUAACCAUUCUCCUUUUAUUUCUUUUUGUCAGAUUACAAACUAUGCAGAUUACAAAAGUGAUCAAGGGGCCUGUUUUGUCUUCAUGAAGGCCACUUUCACUCAACAGCUAGUUUUAUGAUUGGGAUGGCUGUCUGAUUUUGUUUGGGUUCAGGAUUGGCGAGGGAAAUGCAGUCUAAGGAUGUGUCAUUCUUCAAGUGUGUGUGUGUGCGCGCGCGCCUGUAUGCAUGAAUAUGCAUACACACAGUGGUAGCUGGGGCCCAUGGUGACUGGUAGGGCAGAAAGCUGGGAGCCUAAACCAUAGAUUGAGCUAAAGGCAUGCGUAGGGGCUGGCGAAACCAGUCCCUGCUGGGGUGCAAAAUGGUUGUGUGUUGAGAGAAGAGCUGGGAGCUGAGCAGUAGGAGAUAUGGCAAGGCAGUAUGAAGGCAGAUUGCUGGGGACUAUGGAGUGUAUAACAUAUAUGUGAUGCUUUUUACAGUGGGAAAGAAAUGGAAGAGCAAUAACUUUUUUUUGACACGAAAUAAGUUUGAAACUUUUUAUUUCUCAUCAUGAUGGCACCACGAGAGCUAAAAGAGCAGGAGGAGGGGAUAGUGCAAAGUUACUUGCUUUGCAAGAGAGCAUUUCGCUUGCCCACCAUGGUCUUGCAGAUCAGCACAAAAAAGAUGAUUCAUUACACAUGCAACAUUCAAGGAAAUUAGAACUGCUUUCUCUGCAUUUUAAAAAUAAGAUUAAGGAAGUAGAUGAAAAGAGUGAUUUGUGCAGAUCUAUUGCAACUGAGGAACAAGCCUAUAAAAGGCUGCAAAAUUGCUCUCUGGGGGAAUAUGUUAUUCUGUUUAGGCUGAAGCCAACUAGAAGUUUCAACCUAGAAAUAAGCAACUUGUCCCUGUUUACUUCCUAUUACUUUGCCUGUGUGGCUCUUGCUGUUGGCCACCAGCAGCAGUUGAGCAUCGCAUUUAUUUCCAUAUUGAUUCUGGCUGCACCUUGUGCCCUCUGCUACAGGAAAAGGAAUUCCCCAGGGAGGUUCAUUUCAUACCUCUGAAACUUGUGCAGCUGUUUGCUUUUGUAAUGGUUAGUUAUUCCACCGUACCUUUCCCAAGAGGUGUUUUAAUAAAGUUAAUUUUGUACUUAUCAACCCAUCAAUAUAUCACCAAUUGCUUCCACACCAUUCUAGCCCAGAUCCCAAGGUGAAGAAAGUUGCUGCAUUUAAGCAAUAUGCCUGCAACUUUUCUGUAUCAGUGUCUGCUGUUAGUAACAUAGGGCCAAUAUUUAUAUAUGAUACAUGUGGACCCGCCCUUUUCCUACUUAUAAAAAUUUGUGUUGUGUGGAAAUAGACUCAGCCCCAUCAUCCACACAGUGGUCUAAAGCAUCCUUUAAAUCACUACUCUGAGGCUUAGCUACUAUGCUGGAUGUAUGGGUUUCUUUACUUACUUUCUGAAGAGCACGCAGUAGGCAUACGACUUUGCAAAACCUGAACACACCCACGCCUUGUGGAUGAUGUCCCCAAAAGUUUGUGUAGCAAUGUGAAGAAUCUCUCCAGAAGGCAUUCGGACAAUGUGAACGUGCUCAAAUCAUUUGCCAUUUACACAGAAUGGCAAAUGCCUUCUACCCCUGCGCAUAGAUGAUCUGGACUUGGCAACUUGCACCUAUGACUUGUUCCCAGCUGUUUAGUGAGUCAUUCCCACAUGCCUUUUCUGGCUGUGUCAGCUGGUACAACAGCAUAUUUCCCUCCUUUCUCAGCCAAAUGGAGGAACCUGCCCAAUGCAGAAGACUCUGGAGUAUUUGCUCACUCUGCUACAAGCUGGUCAUGCCAACGUGUUUACAGGGACCAACCUGACAUUCCUUGGACUAGAGUGGGUCUUGGAUCUCAGAACAUUUGCUGGUAAUAGACCUUUGGGUGCUUCUUCUGUGAAGGGGUGUUGUUGGAACAAGGGGAAGUAAUAUCUAGUAUAAUAGUGAUCCAAGCAAGCGUCAGAAAAUCUGAAAGCCAGGGGGAUCUCCAUUGGCCACAUUGCAACUGCAGCUUCAGUUUGUUUGGAACAGACUGUUCUGCAUGUGAUGUGCUUACUUGUGUUUGAGGAAAGGGUGAAUGGGAUGCUCUCCCAGUUAGCUGGACCUGUUAUUUAAAUAAAUCUUAAAUCUGUUUGUGUAUAGCUUCUAGCUCACAAAGGUCACCAAAAUGGACAGGCCGGAAAACCAGCUGCUUAUACCAGGCUUCUUUCAAUAUGGUAGCUGUUUCUUUAUCACUUUGAUAGGUCACCACUGAAACUGAGAGGAUUCAUGGCUCAGUGGUGGUGAAUGUAAUUGACAUGUCAGAGUAUUAUUAUUAUUAUUAUUAUCAUUAUCAUUAUCAUUAUUAUUAUUAUUAUUAUUAUUAUUAUUUUAAUCGAUGUUAUUUAUUUGUAUGCCACCCUUCAUCCGUAGAUCUCAGGGCGGCUCACAGCAUAAAAAUACAAGAUUAAAAAACAAACAAAAUACAUAAUAAAAACAAGAACAAGAACAGACCAGUAACACCCCUCCCCCAACCGCACAUUUAAAAGAAUAUAGGAUGUUAAUCAACCCAAAAUAUGGCUAAAGAGGAAUGGUUUCAGGGUCAGGGUAGGUUCAUAUGAAGAGAGGCGGUCCUUGAGGUACUGAGGUCCUGAGCCAUUUAAGGCUUUAAUAGGUCAAAAAGAAUUGAAUUGGGCCCGCAGACUAAUCUGCAACCAGUGCUGUCCAGCCAGGAACAGUGUAAUAUGUUCAAACCGUCUUGCCCCAUUGAGCAACCUUGCUGCCGAAUUCUGCACCAGCUGCAGUUUCCAGAGCCUCUUCAUGUAACACGCUUCAGUCAUCUAACCUAAGAGGUUAUCAAAGCAUAGACAACAGAAGUUGGAGUGCACCUUGCUCUAACAAAGGAACCUUUGAGAGCUCGCUUCCAGCUCUCACCUGUUUCUCUGCAGCCACAUUGGGACUUGCCCAGCACCUGACAUCACAUAUGACAAUAAGGUGUGGGGCAGGUGGGCAUGGUUUCACAGGUCAAGUGGGGAAGUUUAUAUAUUCCUGAGCCAGCCUCAACAGAAAGUAGUGAUUCUGUAGAUUCCAGAAAAUCCAUAAUAAUUACCGCUGUCAUCUCAGGCCAGGUAGGUGGCACUGUGAUCAAAUCCUUAUUUGGACCUAGUUGCCCACCACCAGGUACAAGCCCUCCAACCUGGCAAUGGACUGGACAAAAAGUCUAGCCAAGUGGUAUAGAAUUAUUACAGAUCACCACCACCCUUUUCUGUUGGUCCUGCACCAAGAUCUCAGGUGGGCACAGCAGGUUAAAAACCAGCUUCUUCCAGUUUAUACACCCAGGACUCAGAGAUUCAGGGUUGGCACCUUCCUCGGUCUCUGUUGAAUGGAUCUCUGCUAGAGACUGGUGAGCUGCUGCCAGGCAAAGUAGAUGGUAUUGUAGAUGGACUAAUGUAUCACUAUAAAAGGCAGCUUUGUAACUGCGUACAUAUUUUUUUCCAGCUGCAGAAAAGCUUUUAGCCACUUGCCAAGUAUCGGAAGCAAAAUUAUGCUACUCUCAGAGGGGAAUCUAGUGGGAGGGGUGUUAGCCCAGUCGUAGAGCCCUUCCCUCUAUCCUUUCCCAGUUUUCAGCCUCUGGAGUGAGUCAUGGCAGUGUCAUGGUGGUGUCACUCUUGAGGGAUGUGUUGAGGCUGGGAAUGUGAUUCAGUAUAAGGACCUGUCAAGCACACUGCGGCAGCAAAACUUACCAAACAUUUGGCUGGACACACCCAUCCUAUAUUUGCUGCUAGAAAAGAGCCCAGCAGUUUCGUAAUGCUCCCCCUCCCAUCCCUGAGGGACUUUGGGAAUUUUUCAACUUUGUUUUUUUUAAACGCUGAAUUAGUAAGCAGCUGGGAGCUUGCAGGGGGGGCAUGCGGGGGAAGCUUGGGAACAAAGGGUUCUGCCAGAUGCCUAAUUUCCUGAUGAAAGAAGCUGGAUGCAGUUUCUGGUAUCUUGCAUGCUGCCCUGUAGUGAGAGAAUGUGAGCUUUUCAGAGGAUGGAAAUCCACUCUGAUCACACACAUACAAAAUUUGAAAGCUGAAUUACUGUAGUACUGGCAUUCCCUGUUUGGAUUUUUAUGCUAUUUAGGACCUUAGAUGAGUCCUUUGACUACAGAAGAAGAGUUGGAGUAUUGCAGUAUUGGUGCUAUUUAGUUUGGAGCCACUAGGCCAGUUUGCACACAGCAGUAAGCUGUGGUGUGUUGGGACUGAGCAGUAUGCUAGGCCACCUUGCCUGCUCACUCUGGCUCUGGUCCUUCCCCUAGGUCUGAGUAGGGGCAAGAAGCCAUGAAAUCUUGGCUUGCUAUUAGGUUCAAAUUGGGAUUGCUCCUCCCUUUCAUGCUGAUAAAGUGAUCACCCUUUUUUAGAUGGAAACCAACCACCAUCCCAUGUUUGAAUAUAAUGAUAAGCCAAGGCUUCAUGACUUGUUGCUUGUGCCAGAGGAGGAAUGAAGCUGGAGUGAUUAGAAGUGCUAGGGCACGGUGCACUAGCAUCUCAAGAAGUCAGUGAUCUGGUGAAGUAACUGGGUUUAGCAUCAGCCUGAAGAAAUGAGCAGGCCAGAUAGAUAAGGUGCUAUUGAGUGCUAUGUCACAAAUUCACCCUUUUAAAUGUAACUUGGGGUGGAUGGGGGGCAGGGGGAGACAUGGAGAAUGAAGAAGGUGCAAGGUAUUAGGAAGAGAGGCAGCAUGAGUCAUCUCUCCCUCUCAGACCAGUCACACACAAGCUUGUGCCUCCAUAUACUCCCAGCUUUCCCAGCUCAGUCUAGUUUCUUCAAGUGUCAUAGGGCUGUUUGACAAGUGAAAGGGCCUGAGUCAAAGCACACACGCGCAUGCACACACACACUGACUGUACUGAGUGGGGAGCAUUGCUGUUGUCAUCAUGUGCUCAUGAACUUCACAUAGGCAUUGCUUUGGCCACGGGGAGGACAGAAUGCUGGACUUUGUGGACCUUUGGUCUGAUCUAGCAGGGCUGUUGUUACAUUUUCCAGGACCAAACAAGUAAGUGGGCACAGAGCAGUGGCAGUGGAGCUAUCUUCCUUUUGGUUUCUUCUUUGGACUCAAAUUAUUCAUAUAUAGAUGAUCUACAUAAGUAGUAAAAUGGUCAUUGAUAUAAAAUAAGUUAUACUGAGGACAAAACAGAAGAGAUUUGGGAAAUCCAUUAUUAGAUCUCCUAAUAUUUAAGUGUUUACCUAAACCAUGAAAGGCUCCAGGUUUUAUUAGAAAAAUGGAGUGUGUGGCAGGGUGGAGAUGACAUGCCAUUUCUCCAGUUUUGGUCUCCUGCCCCACCGACUUUGCACUGGCACGGGUGAGGAAGAGACUUCAGAUCAGGGAAAUGGAUUUAUCUUCCCCCAGUUCAGUUGCUCUGAUCAAAUUCAUCCCUUAUAGCUCUUUUUACGUUACAAUUAAAUGUUGGCACAUUCAUGAGUCUCACAUAUUUUUGUCUUAAAUAAGUUCACCACUUUAUUACUGAUUUUCCUGCCUAAGCUAUUACAGCUCCCAGUCAUGAAAGCUUAGGCUUAAGUGCUCAUCCUGUUACUUUUUUCUAAAUUACCAUUUUUUAUCUUGUAUAGUUUCUACUCAUUUUCCACAAAGCUGCAGCUGGGGAGCUUGAAGAAGACAGUGGCCUGCUGGCUUUGGCAAAACUUUCCGAAAUAGAUGUCGCUCUUGAGGGAGUGAAAGGCGCCAAGAACUUCUUUGAAGCAAAGGUAGGAAAAACAUAUCUUAGAAUCAGGUGAUGGAGGGGUUCAUAAGUCUUAGGCUGUAAUCUUAAUCACCCUAGGAAGUAUGCCCCAUUGAACACAGGGAGUUUUACUUCUGAGUAACCAUGUGUCGGAUUCUGCUGUAUGUCAACUCAAUGAUACCACCUAGAGCACAAGUUAACGAUUCACACUGGGAAAGUGGUGCACCUGGAAAUUUCCCUGCUUUAAUGUAAACCAGAGUGCUGUUUUAAAAGCUGAAAGUACAAUUGUUUCAGAUUGGGUGAAAGUGCAAGUGGAACCGAGACUGGAUGAAUCAGAUCUAAUGAAUGCUUGUUCCGUUUCCUGUGUCUCACUAUGAAAUCAAAAGCCACAUAGUUUUCUUUUUUAAAAAACAUCACCACCACCAAGUCAAUCUUGUUGGCUACUUUUGAGGUAUUGUAACACCUCCCCCAAAUCUUUGUAUGGUGGAAAAAGUACCCCAGUACUUUCUAUGUGUUUUGGACUACAGUUCUCAUAAGCCCAGUGCUGGCUGGGGCUGAUGGCAGCUGUAGUCCAAAGCACGUGGAAAGCAGGUGCAAUCAGGUUGGUGAAGGCUGUGCUGUGAAUAUACAACAUGAUCUGCCCCUCUCUGCAGAUAAUUCCAAUUGCAUGGUAAAGUCUCAUGGGCCAAGACCAAGGGAAGAUGAUAAGUGUCAUCUAUUAAGUUCAGUACUGAUAACUCUUCUAUAGUAGUACCCCUGGUGCUUGGUCACAAUAUAUUUUUCUCCCUAAAUUAAAUUACCCUCUCAUUUUAAAGUAAAUCAAGGUGAGCACAACCAGUCAGGGCAUUUAACCAUAUUCUGAACUAAAAUAGUGUUUGGUUGACACCAAGAUAGCUGACUCUGGUCACCUGGAUGUAAACAGAACCAUUGGGUGUGCAACCUGUGGUAUUAGUUACAUCGUACAGGCUAGAGAAAUAGCUGUGCUUAACAGCCUGAGGACUCAGAUGGUUUGCAGCAUAUAGUUUUUCAUACGUGUCUCUUCUGAACUUGUUACUAGUCUGGGAGAUGCAAGCAUUAAUAGGAUGUGUGGAUGAGUCCAUUGUGGGUUUUGGUUAAAACACCAUCCUUUCUCCCAGAUCAAGUUCAGGGGAAAUUAAGUGUCUGUCAGUACUGGAAGCUGACUGUGUACAACUCUGGCUAGAACUGGUGAUCUCACAGCACCUGUAGGGCAGCUAAGAGCUAGCUGUCUUAGAUAAGUGAAAUAAGUUGCCAAUGAUGGAAAUAUAGGGGUAGGAAUCCUUUUGACCCUGCAAGCCAGAUGUUUAUAUAUCUCCCCUGCCCCUUGCAGACUAACUUUGGCAAGUUAGCCAACAGAAUUAAAUUUCUGCCCCAUCAGCUGUCACCCCAUGGCACCCACUGGUUGACAGGUGGGUGUGGUUUGGGGAAAUGGUCUCAUGGGCCAAAUUGGACCCACUGUUAGGCCAAAAUUGUCCCACAAGCCAGAGGUCCCCUACCCCAGAUGUAAUACAAACCCAUCUCUCAAUCUUUCCUUUGUGUUACAAUUUUAUUCCUCUAUUUCUAGGUUCAAGCUUUGUCCUCAGCCAGUAAGUUUGAAGCAGAGAUAAAAGCAGAGCAAGAUGAGCGAAAACGUGAGGAAGAGGAGAGACGUCACCGCAGAGCAGCCUUCCGAGAACUCAAGUCUGCAUUCAGUCAAUAACUGAGGCAACCUAUCGGCCACCUGAGGGACUUUGUACAAUCUUACAAGUUUUGCCUUUGACAAGGCGAAGGACCAGGAGAGGGAACAAAACUGAUUUGAAGCCUUUUCUUUUUCUGAGCCUCCUACCUAGAUGGUGGGGGGGGGGGUGCCAUACACGCAAUGGCAUUCAGAAGGAUGCAAAACCAGGAGUGGUUCAAGCAACCCCCUUUAUUUCUGUAAUAGGCAUUGCUUAGAAGAAUCAAAAUGUCCUAAUGCUUUAGCCUGAGGCAGAUGAUUGAAGCACCUGAUAAUAGUGCUUACCAUUUGCAUCUUAGUCAGAAAACACGCCUUGUGUCCUUCUGAAUGUCUCUGUGUCAUAGCUCUGUAAUUUCCCUCAGGCUUCCUUUCUGUAUACCUUUUGACUCCUCCUGAAUUUUACAAAACCAUUUCUUGCUUCUAAACAAGCUGACCCUUCUUCUAGGUGCAGAUCACGAUCCUUUCAUGUGCAAAUAAAUGCCCCAAUUCCUGAUGUAUCAUUCUUUUCCGUCUUUGUGCUCACUAUUGGGGGUGGAGGGAAAAGACGACAGCUUUCUGGUACAACAGCUCCCCAGUAAUGAAGGGAAACCCAGUUAGUAAAUAUUGGCUGAGAUCCAAAGAGCUUCUUGGGUGAAUAGCAGGCACAUCUUCCACUCAAUCCUCAAAUUCUUGUGCAAGCCAAUGCCACCCCACUCCUCCAAUGCAGCCCCCACAUUGCAUAUCCUCCAUCAUCCCUUGACCCCUGCAAGCAGGUUUUCAAGGGGACACAAGGUACCAUGACUUGAAAGAGGUGGCAGGAAAACCUUGUUGUGUGGGCAGAACUCUACUCAUGCUUUUCUGGGUCCAAGCCAUUUUUUAACUCAUAAAGAUUCUGUUCAGGGAUACAGCAGUCACCAUUCAAUUUUACCCUUUCCAUGUAUACAAACGACUGUACUUUUUGAGCAACAAAUAGAACUGCUAAGUUCUGGCCACAUUCCAUUGCAUUCUCUGUGUAGGUCCAUAGCUGUUUUCCACUUUCUCCUUUUUAUUUUUUAAAGCCAUUGGAUUUUAAGAAGCAAGGAAACAUCAAUCAAUAAGAUGUUCAGUGAAGUGGAUUAGUACAGUUUUGGGGACACAGUGGCUUCCUACCCCAUGGAAUUUUUAAUCUUCUUGCAAACAUUGGUGCAAAUGAAAGAGCUUCUGUAGAGUUAACACUUACAUAAAACAGCCAGUUCUGCUUGCAAGAGAAAAUAGAUUCCAAAAGCAGAAAGCAGCAUGUUACUCUGCUCAGAAAGCUUGUACUAUAUUCAGAACUUAUACUUGUGUGUGUAUAUACGUAUAUGUCUUCAUGUAUAGAAAAGGAAAACAUCCUCUUCCUUGCCAAGCUUGUCAUCUGAUCAUAAACUGGAUCUCUCAUCCUCAACUUUAUUUUCACUGUCUUUUAGCUUUUUACACUGUGACACUAAACUGUGAGUGUGGAAUAACAAAGGGAGCCCAUCUGAUAUUUAAUAAUGGGUGGGGAAAUCGCUAAACAAUUUUUUAAAACUGUAUUUGCAAGACCACAGAUUAUAUUUGAUAAAAAUCACAUGUUUUAGCUAAAAUAUUUAUAAUAAAUGUUUUUAUACAUGCAAAAGUUUGAUUUUUCUUCCCCUGUUGCUUAGUUAUGCAAAUAAAACUUUUCUAACUUGCUGGAGGCUAACUUGAAAUCCUUUUAUUCUGUCUCAUCCUUCAUGGGAGAAGGAGGGGGCGGAGUUCUGUGGUGCAAGCUAAAAUCAUUGCACUAAUGCAAUGAGUGAUUUAGUACUAUUUUAGAUACAAAC
This is a messenger RNA of Podarcis lilfordi (Lilford's wall lizard), 27875 nucleotides long. NCBI's taxonomy places the organism in Eukaryota, Metazoa, Chordata, Lepidosauria, Squamata, Lacertidae. The record is from the annotation of a GenBank genome assembly.